Echinostoma caproni is the source of this 1419-nucleotide messenger RNA. The record is from the annotation of a GenBank genome assembly. Lineage: Eukaryota; Metazoa; Platyhelminthes; Trematoda; Plagiorchiida; Echinostomatidae.
AUGGAUUCACGUUUCCCACUGGGACAACUGGAUCGCAGUGUCGAAUCGACUGUAAAGCGCCUUGACCAAAUGCUAGUGCAAUUGGAUGGCUAUCGUCCUUUGUUGGAGCAAAACGUGACUUGUGCUGAAUUCGACAUUCGGGCAACAUUCGACAGUCUAAUUUGUGCUCUUGGACAGCGACAAAUGCAACUGCUCAAACAAUUGGAUAAAAUUGCGAAGGAAAAGACCAUCGUAAUUGAAAAUCAAAGACAAAUGAUCGAAAAUUUGCGCGCAAAUAUUGUCGCUUGCAUGUCCAAUCGCAAUAAAAACAUUGGACAAAUACAGGAAUACCUAUCCCGAGCAGAGUCAGCUAUUCUGAAUUCCAGCUCAGCGCCGUUUGUCUCGUUUCGCACAGAAAAGUCUGUAAUGCAUCAAACUGUCAGCAGUUAUGGACGAAUAAUAUCUCAAUAUUGUGGUCAUUUUGCCGAUCCUAGCCAGCCUUCAUCUUGUCUUCCUCGAGCCUUAGAAGAAGAAGAUGAAAAUGACGAGUCUGUCGAUUGUGGUUAUCGUGCUCAGUCCAUGGUUUUCAACCGUAUUCAUGCACCGUCUUCCCACAUAAAACCAGACUUGCUUCAGUGGUUAUCCGAGGAGCAUAGUUUUGAUAACCAAAACCGCGGUCAAUCAGAGCAAAAGAUGGGUUUCUCCGCCUUAUCUGGUUUGCCACUACUUCACUCGGGUUUGGAAUCUCAAAGUUCGACACCUUCACACAUGGCAAAAUCAGUUGGUUGUCAUCCGAACAACCAGACAGUCAUGUCGUUUCCUUUUCGAUCUUGUGAUCCGCUACUGAUGCGUCAUUGGUUGGACACAAAUCCGGCAUUGAAAGAAUUAAACAAAUCUAAAGAAUCAACCUGCAGAAAAUUUUCGCAAACUACCAGCCUUGGCAGUUCUGACGGCACAGGUGCAACUGAUUCAGAGAGUUUUGUGGCGUUGACUGGUUCCACAAUCGGUCGUUUGGGCAGUUUCAAAGAUUGGAUGUGCUUUGACCCGUUGGAACUUUGUGAAAUCCCCGGCCUCUCCGCUUCUGACCAGUCGCGUUCUGUUGUGGCACCACCGAGUCAAACUCCUUCGGAUUGGCUUAUCUGGUUGACUCCUGCCUCUGCUGAACAUGUGCCUGAUGACCGACUGACCACUAACUCGAUAAAUCAUCGUCAGAAAGAUGACUCCCGACCAGCGUCGCUGUUGCCAACUCAUCUGACCCAGUCAGGAGUCUUGGAUGUGGAUCGAUGGAUAGCCAAGUCUAAUCAGUCAGAACCGACACAAGAUGGUACGCCUUGUCCAAUGUUGGCUGCCGAUCGUGAACCCACGAACGAGGUGGCUGUUCCCUCGGAAACACCGUCGAUGGUAAAGAAAUGUUUCUAUUCAUCCGUGUUUACAACUUAG